Messenger RNA from Saccharomycopsis crataegensis, 900 nucleotides. It is a transcript of the gene SNP1, whose product is annotated as U1 snRNP complex subunit SNP1. Gene Ontology annotation, cellular component: precatalytic spliceosome. Gene Ontology annotation, biological process: mRNA splicing, via spliceosome. The record is from RefSeq and is a predicted model, not a curated record. The coding region runs from base 1 to 900 and encodes 299 amino acids. Gene Ontology annotation, molecular function: snRNA binding; mRNA binding. The transcript is spliced from 2 exons. Lineage: Eukaryota; Fungi; Ascomycota; Saccharomycetes; Ascoideales; Saccharomycopsidaceae.
AUGACCUCUGAUGCUUCGAAAUUCCCUCCCAAAAUUGCCAAACUUUUCCGACCAAAACCCCCGCUAAGGUAUCUUCCUCCCAAUGACAUCGCACCAGAAAAUCGGCAGAAUGUGUACAUUGAUGGGAUUUCUGGGCUCUUACCUUCUGUGAAAGACUACAUGGCCAUCGAAUAUACCCCUUCGGAAAGUGUCCAGCAGAAACAGCAGGCGGAAAAGCGGGCCAAACAACAGAUAAAACGGGCCAAACUCGCAGAGGAUUUACAAAAGUGGAACCCUGAAGAUGACCCCCAGAUACGUGGCAAUCCGUACCGUACGUUGUUUGUUGGCAGAUUAUCGUAUAAUGUCACUGAGGUGGAUCUCCAGAAGGAGUUUAGCACAUACGGGGCGAUCGAAAGAGUGCGGGUGGUGAGAGAUAAAGAAACUAAUAAGUCAAAGGGCUAUGGGUUCAUCUUGUUUGAAAGAGAAAGUGAAUUGAACCAAGCGUGCAAGAGUGCCGAUGGCAAAGUGAUCGAUGGCAGAGCAUGCAUUGUUGAUGUUGAGCGAGGGCGUACUGUGAAGAAUUGGAAACCUAGGAGAUUGGGUGGCGGAGUUGGUGGUAGAGGAGGAGUAGCUACUGGAGGAAGAACACAAAUCUCCAGUCAUAAACGUGAAGAUAACCUGAAACGAGGCUUUAGAGGAAGGCACGGCGAUGGAUACUCAAGGGUCGGAGAUAGCCGAAGUUAUGGUUAUGGAGGAAGAGAUGGCAGUGGUCGAUACCCUAGAGAACGGGACUCUCGACACAAGGAAUAUAGAGAAAGAGACCCAAAGCCAUAUGUGUCUGAUCGUGAUCGGGAAAGAAGCAAGUUCCGUGACCAACGGAUCGAGAAUGAAAGAGCCAGGGGAAAGCCAAGAGCUUAUUAG